Molecule: messenger RNA, 297 nt
Organism: Punctularia strigosozonata HHB-11173 SS5
Lineage: Eukaryota; Fungi; Basidiomycota; Agaricomycetes; Corticiales; Punctulariaceae
Product: FKBP-like protein
Exons: 4
Biological process (GO): rRNA processing
Molecular function (GO): peptidyl-prolyl cis-trans isomerase activity; DNA binding
Source: RefSeq, a predicted model, not a curated record
AAGCCCGCGACUGCUGUGAACGUACGACACAUCUUAUGCGAGAAGCAUUCCAAGGCUACGGAGGCAUUGGAGAAGAUCCAGAACGGGGAACGCUUUGACAAGGUAGCGCAGGAAUAUUCUGAGGAUAAAGCGAAAGCCGGUGGCAGUCUUGGAUGGAUGACACGCGGGUCAAUGGUGGGUCCGUUCCAAGAUGCAGCCUUUGCUCUGCAGCCGUCGACGGUGGACAAACCAAUAUUGUCACCUUUGACGAAGACUUCGUUCGGAUAUCAUAUUAUCAUGGUAGAAGGGCGUCGUUAG